AUGGAGAACGCAUUGGCAUUGAUUCGUGAUGAUGCUGGAGUCUGGAGAGACCAAGAGGGUCAUGUGUGCAAUGAGAGAGGUCAGCGACUUGAUGGACAGGGUAACAUCAUCAGGACGCUGGGUGACUACAACAGGCCUGAGCAAUUCUAUGCAAAUCGGUCUGCGAUUCGCGCUCCUGCGUUUCAGAGGAAUGAUUUUGAGCUCAAGCCUGUGUCUGAGGAGUUGAGGACGAAAAUUUCGACCUUCUCUCAGGAACCAACUGAAGCGUUCAAAGCUUCCUGGGUGCGAUUCAAAUCGUACCAGCGAGACUGUCCCCAUCAUGGCUUCAGCGAUGUGCAGUUGCUGGGUAUUUUCUUUAGAGGUAUCGACUGGAGGUAUCAGAUGGCUCUUGAUGCAGCGAGCAAUGGAAACUUCAACACCAGAUACCCAGACGAAGCUGUUGAGCUCAUCGAAAACUUGGCAUCUAGCAAUAGUACCAAGAAUGCAGACUAUCAACGAAGGAAGCAGGCUGGGAACCUGGAUGGAUCGCAAAUUGCCGAGGUGAAGGCUAAGCUUGACUCUGUGCAUAGUCUUCUUGUGGGUAAGAAAUCUGUCAGAUACCCUGCAGGAGUUCAGAAUUUCGGACCAGAUGAAGCUUUUGAGGAAGAAGAUGUUAACUUCAUCAAUGGAGCUGGAUUUCAGGGUCACAGAUUUGGUUCUGGGCAAGGGAACACGAAUUACAAUGGAAAUAAUCAGAGGAGUACCUUCACAGGUAAUCAGAACUCUUCUGGUUACAGCUCCAAACCUCAGUACCAGACAUCCUACUCCAACAACAGGUUUUCAAGGAACUAUGGUUCUCUUCCUACUCAAACUCCAGAUAAUGAGGUGAAGUCAAUGCUGGAACAGAUUUUGGAAGUUCUGAACACUCAUGUCAAGAAGCUUGAUACUCAGGUUGCUCAGACAGCAGAGUCUGUAAAAAGGCAAGAAGGAUUCCUUCCUGGGAAGACUGAUACUAAUCCUAGGCAUUACUGCAGUGCCAUCUCGUCAAGGAGUGGUAAAAAGUUGACUCCUGUGCUGAAAAAGGGUGUUUCUGAGGAUGAAAUCGUGGAGUUUGACGAAUCUGAAAAAAAUUUCGAAACUGCAGAGCCAGUGUCGAGCGACACCACAACCAGUGUCGCGCGUCACCAAUUGCAGAGCAAAGCUAAUAUUGCUCAAAGUCCGAAAUCUGCUGAGGAAAAGGUUUACAAACCUAAGAUUGCUCCUACUCUCAGACACUAUGUGAAGAAGAUGGUGACUAAUAAUGUGGGUCAUGAGGAAGGAGCGAUGAUGAUCUCUGAACAUGUCAGUUCUGUGAUUCAUAAUAAGAUUCCAGAAAAGCUCUCGGACCCAGGAAGUUUUGUUUUGGACUGCUCUAUCUUCUCAGAGAGGUUCAAGAGAUCGCUGUGUGAUCUUGGUUCGAGUGUCAACCUCAUGCCACACUCUGUAGCUGUUAGCCUUGGGAUGACUGACUUCAAGCCAACUAAGAUCUCUUUGAUCCUAGCAGAUCGGUCUAAAAGAAUCCCAAAAGGUGUCUUGGAAGAUGUUCCAAUCAAAGUUGGUGAUUGCAUAAUUCCUACAGAUUUCGUGGUUCUGCAAUAUGGAGAGGAACCCAAAGAUCCUCUUAUCCUGGGAAGAUCGUUUUUAGCUACAGCUGGAGCGGUGAUUGAUGUCAAGCAUGGUAACCUUGAUCUCCACCUGGGAGAUACCAUCAUGACUUUCAAGAUGGAGAAGCUGAAGGAUCCCACCAUAGAUGGUCAGACAUUCCAAGUCACUGCAAUACCUGAAGUGAUAGUUGGAGAUCAGAACGUGUUUGAUGCUGAGAUGGUGAGUGAUCAAUCUGAGUUGACGAAAACGUCUACAGAACCAGUGACUGCUGUUGAUCAGGAAGCUCCAAACAUUGCACUCCAUCCAUCUCCACCAAAGCAAAGGUACACACCUCUUGAACCUAAGCCUAAUUCUCGUGAUAUCAUUGGAACUGAUUCAAAGGAUGCAGGCUCUGUCUCACGACGCAAGCUACGAGAUUAUCGUAGAGCACUUGGUUUUUCGUUUGAUGAUAUUGCAGGGAAUAGGUCAAGGCCACCCAAACACAGAUCUCACCCUGGUGCUAUUCCUGCAUUCCUUGGACGACCUCAUGCGCACAACGCUUACACACCACCAUGGAUGAGACGAAUUUCACAGAGGCACUCUUUGCCACUGUCUGAUCCACCAGAUGCAUAG
This is a messenger RNA of Eutrema salsugineum, 2235 nucleotides long. RefSeq lists its product as uncharacterized. NCBI's taxonomy places the organism in Eukaryota, Viridiplantae, Streptophyta, Magnoliopsida, Brassicales, Brassicaceae. Bases 1 to 2235 code for a protein of 744 amino acids. The record is from RefSeq and is a predicted model, not a curated record. The transcript is spliced from 4 exons.